Odobenus rosmarus divergens (Pacific walrus) is the source of this 1247-nucleotide messenger RNA. RefSeq names its product lectin, galactoside-binding, soluble, 9 (gene LGALS9). Bases 27 to 1094 code for a protein of 355 amino acids. Lineage: Eukaryota; Metazoa; Chordata; Mammalia; Carnivora; Odobenidae. The transcript has 11 exons. Gene Ontology annotation, molecular function: galactoside binding; carbohydrate binding. The record is from RefSeq and is a predicted model, not a curated record. Gene Ontology annotation, biological process: positive regulation of gene expression; negative regulation of CD4-positive, alpha-beta T cell proliferation; negative regulation of type II interferon production. Gene Ontology annotation, cellular component: nucleus; cytosol.
GCGGUGGCCGCAGAGGUGGUGGAGAGAUGGCCUUCAGCAGCUCCCAGCCUCCCUACCUGAGCCCAGGCAUCCCCUUCUCCGGGAAAAUCCAGGGGGGUCUCCAGGAUGGACUUAAGAUCACUGUCAGUGGGACCGUUCUCUACUGCACUGGAACCAGGUUUGCCGUGAACUUUCACAGUGGCUACAGUGACAGAGACAUUGCCUUCCACUUCAACCCUCGGUUUGAGGAGGGUGGCUAUGUGGUCUGCAACACGAAGCAGAACGGGUCCUGGGGGCCAGAGGAGAGGAAGAUGCAUAUGCCCUUCCAGAUGGGGAAUCCAUUUGAGCUCUGCUUCCUGGUGGACAGCUGGGAUUUCAAGGUGAUGGUGAACGGCAACCAUUUUAUGCAGUACUCACACCGCGUGCCCUUCCACUGCGUGGACACCCUCUCCAUCACCGGGGCUGUGCAGCUGUCCUACAUCAGCUUCCAGAACACCCGAGUAAACCUUACCCAGCCUGCCUUCUCCACGGUGCAGUUCUCCCAGACUGCCUGUUGCCCACCCAGACCCAAGGGGCGAAAGCCAAAAUCUACAGGCAUUUGGCCAGUCAACUCGGCUCCCAUUACUCAAACUGUCAUCCACACCGUGCAGAGCACCCCUGGACAGCUGUUCCCUAAUCCUAUCACCCCACCUAUGGCGUACCCCACCACAACCUAUCCGAUGCCUUUCUUCACCUCCAUCCCGGGUGGGCUGUACCCCUCCAAGACCAUCUUCGUGUCGGGCACCGUCCUGCCCACUGCCCAGAGGUUCCACAUCAACCUGCGCUCCGGGAGUGACAUUGCCUUCCACCUGAACCCCCGUUUUGAUGAGAACGUCGUGGUCCGCAACACGCAGAUCAACAGCUCUUGGGGAUCUGAGGAGCGAAGCCUGUCCCGAAAAAUGCCUUUUGCCCGAGGCCGUAGCUUCUCGGUGUGGAUCACGUGUGAAGGCUACGGCCUCAAGGUAGCCGUGGAUGGUCAGCACCUGCUGGAAUACUGCCACCGCCUGAAGAACCUGCCUGCCAUCAACAACCUGGAAGUGGGGGGCGACGUCCAACUGACCCACGUGCAGACCUAGCUGGGCUCCCUGGCCCUGGGGGUGAGGGUGCGGCCAUGUUGCCUACUGCCUCUGCUCCUCACCUCCCUCUUCCCUGUCCCUCUCCCUGUCCCUGCCCCAGGCUUUCCCAGCCUGCUGAGGAGCUGGGGCUUUUCUGGAGAGAAGGUGUGUUUG